Messenger RNA from Chelmon rostratus (copperband butterflyfish), 4265 nucleotides. It is a transcript of the gene unc5a, whose product is annotated as unc-5 netrin receptor A. Gene Ontology annotation, biological process: netrin-activated signaling pathway; anterior/posterior axon guidance. Lineage: Eukaryota; Metazoa; Chordata; Actinopteri; Chaetodontiformes; Chaetodontidae. Gene Ontology annotation, molecular function: netrin receptor activity; protein binding. Gene Ontology annotation, cellular component: membrane. The transcript has 16 exons. The coding region runs from base 1 to 2751 and encodes 916 amino acids. The record is from RefSeq and is a predicted model, not a curated record.
AUGCCCUUACUUCAGGGCCCCUUUGUCCGCUGUCGGCUCAGCGCUACGCUCCUCGUGCUCUGGCUCGCCUUCGCUGGCUUCACCUGCACUGGCUCCGAGCACGUCGCCACAGCAACACUUCCUGCCGCCUUCUCGGACCUGUUACCUCACUUCCUGGUGGAGCCGGAGGACGAGUACAUCGUGAAGAACAAGCCGGUGACGCUGACCUGUCGCUCCACCCCGGCCACGCAGAUCUACUUCAAGUGCAAUGGCGAGUGGGUUCACCAGGACGACCACUUGAUUGAGCGGACGGUUGACCCAGCCACAGCGCUGCCAGUCAUGCAGGUGACAAUUGACAUCACCAGACAGCAGGUGGAGAAGAUCUUCGGUCUCGAUGAGUACUGGUGUCAGUGUGUCGCCUGGAGCACCACCGGAACCCAGAAGAGCCAAAAAGCGUACAUCAGAAUUGCUUACCUGAGAAAGAACUUUGAGGAGGAGCCGCAGGGUAAAGAGGUGGCAUUGGACCAGGAGGUGUUACUGCGCUGCCACCCCCCUGAGGGAGUGCCACAAGCCGAGGUGGAGUGGCAGAGAAACGAGGAUGUUGUCAACCCGGCGAGCGACCCCAAUUUUUUCAUCACGGCUGACCAUAAUCUCGUCAUCAAAAAGGCCCGGCUGGCGGACACGGGCAACUACACGUGUGUGGCCAAAAACAUCGUCGCUCGCCGCAAAAGCACCUCCGCCACGGUCCUAGUCUAUGUCAACGGCGGCUGGUCCACGUGGACCACCUGGUCGUCCUGCAGUGCUGUGUGUGGGCGUGGCUGGCAGAAGAGGAGUCGGAGCUGCACCAACCCCACGCCACUGAAUGGAGGCACAUCCUGUGAGGGGCAGAACGUCCAGAAAAGUGCCUGCGUGGCCACCUGUCCAGUGGACGGAGGCUGGAGCGAGUGGAGCAAGUGGUCGGCGUGUGGUGCAGACUGUUCGAUGUGGAGGAGCAGGGAGUGUACCCAGCCCUCACCUGGCACUGGGGGCAAAGACUGCCAGGGCCUCGACCUCCAGUCUCUCAACUGUACCAGCGAGCAGUGCCCACAGACCGCGAGCGGGGCAGAGGACGUGGCUCUCUACGUGGGCAUGGUGGCUGUGGCGCUGUGUCUGACUCUGCUGCUCAUCGUCGUGGUCCUGGUCUACCGGCGCAAGAAGGAGGGCCUGGAUGCAGACGUGGCGGACUCCUCCAUCCUCACCACUGGCUUCCAGCCCAUGGGCAUCAAGCCCAGCAAGCCAGGUGUGUGGGCACCGCGGCCACGCAGGCCUCCCCCCCACAGCAAGAAUUCACAUUUGCUCACCAUCCAGCCGGAUCUAACAACCACCACCACCAGUUACCAAGGUACCCUGCGCUCUCGCCACGAUGCCACCGGGAAGUUUUCAAUGACCAACGGGCCUCUGCUGGACCCGCUUCCCAACGGCUCGCAUACAUUGCACAACGGAAAGCUUAACUCAGACCCGGCUGAGUUUGUGAGCAGGCUGUCCACUCAGAGCUACUUUAAAACGCUGCCCCGCGAUGUAGCUAACACCUCCUACGGGACCUUCAACUUCCUGGGAGGGAGGCUGACGAUCCCCAACACAGGAAUCAGUCUGCUCAUUCCUCCCGAGGCCAUCCCCAGAGGAAAGAUCUAUGAGAUUUAUCUCACUGUUCAGAGGAAGGAAGAUUUAAGGUUACCCCUGGCCGGCUGCCAGACCCUGCUCAGCCCCGUUGUGAGUUGUGGCCCUCCGGGGGUGGUCCUGAGCCGGCCAGUUAUCCUCAGCAUGGACCACUGCUCUGACGCAUGCCUCGAUAACUGGGCCAUCCGCCUCAAGAAGCAGAACUAUGAGGGCGCUUGGGAGGACGUCCUGCUGAUGGGGGAGGAGCUGGUGUCGGAGCCAUAUUACUGCCAGCUCGAGGCCGAGACGUGUCGGCUUUUCUCGGAGCAGCUGGGCACCCUCGCCCUGGUGGGAGAGUCCCUCCACAUGGGCGCUGCCAAGCGCCUGAGGCUGGUGCUCUUCUCCGACUCGUACUGUUCCACGCUGGAGUACAACAUCAGGGUCUACUGCAUGGACGACACACAGGACGUCUUCAAGGAGGUGAUGCAGAUGGAGCGGCAGCUCGGGGGUCGGCUGAUUGACGAGCCCCACGUCCUGCUUUUCAAAGACAGCUACCACAACCUGCGCCUGUCCAUCCAUGACAUGCCCCAGGCGCACUGGAGGAGCAAGCUGCUAGCCGGCUACCAGGAGAUCCCAUUCUACCACAUCUGGAACGGUUCCCAGCGGUACCUCCACUGCACGUUCACUCUGGAGCGGCUCAGCCUCAGCACCUGCGAGCUCACCUGCCAGCUGUGCGUGUGGCAGGUGGAGGGGGAGGGACAGAGCUUUAGCCUCGACUUUAACAUCGCCAAGGACACCCGAGCCGUGGAUACUGAGUUUUUGCUAAUCGACAGUAACGCCACAGCUCUGGCAGGGCCCAGCGCCUUUCAGAUCCCGUACCUCAUCAGGCAGAAGAUCUGCAGCAGCCUGGACGCCCCCUGUCCCAACGGAGCCGACUGGAGAAUGCUAGCACAAAGACUUAAACUUGAGAGACACAUGAGUUUCUUUGCAUCCAAAGCGAGUCCAACCUCUGUGAUCCUGGACCUGUGGGAGUCGCAGCAUUUCCACAGCGGCAACAUCAACCAGCUGGCCACGGUCAUGGCCGACAUUGGCAAACAGGAAGCCAUGAUAUUCCUGGUCUCUGAUGGCGAGUGCUAACCCAGAAAAGGGGGGAGAGACUGGUGCAGAGGAGAAGUACAGAACACACAAACACAAACAAAAAAAAAAAACCACCAACAGUAACUGCAGCAGGAAUCGAAGAGCAGAGCUGUCCCAAUGUCCCUCUUCUUCACUUCAGACGAUAGUAAAGAGUUUAUGCUGGAGUGAGUCCCUAGUUCCCAUCGAACAGUAAAAAAUCUUUAAACAGACCAAAUGAGGAAAAAGGAAGAGUCUGGGUGUGUGGGGGAAUGUAUCCACGAACUCCGGAAAAGAAAAUACCCUUUAUUUUCCAUCAAAGAUUGAAGUUAAAUUAGUCCACACCAUGGCUCUACCUUAAAGAUUACAUCAAAUUAACUACAUGCCUUUUAUAUAAAUAGCCCACUUAAGGCUAAUAAGGAGCAAUAUGCAAACGUAAUGCUAUUACUAAUGGCCACUAUUGCAAAUUCACUGAAUCGUGUUUGAACCUAGAAAACUGUAUGAGAUGAGAAGGGAUGUGACGAAAGGUGCCGUCACUUCAGGUUCAAGAGAACAGGCCACAUAUGCAACUGGCAGGUUUGCUACAUGACUUUAUCUCAGACACUGAGCACAUUUUCAACAAGGUCAUCAGGGUCUGCGAGCGCCCCCUCCCGGCCACACCCCAAACCCAGUCACACUCUACAGAUGUGCGUCUCAUACGUGUCGUUAUCUCGUUCCUACAACACACACACACACAGAUGAAGACAGCUUGUAGCACAUCCUGGACUCGCAGGUUUAAAAUAGAUUGUAUGUCAGAGGCCCAAAACCCCGUCUCAUCUUGUUUGUGUGUGUGUUUUGUUUUUUUUUAAGUCCAGCCGGUAUCACUACUGUGAAUGUAACAUCUUGACAUCUUGAUUCUGCAAGACGCUUCGCAGCUUUCCUGCUUCUAAAUCAAUAUAUGUGGGGUUUGGGUUCUUUGAACUUUUUUGAGGGAGGAGUGAGUAAUAUCUUCACUAAAGUCAUACUUCAGAAGCCAUCUCUAUGGAAAGCCUGUGAUUUUGAUCCGUCCAGUUUCUUUCACGUCUCGCAUUACCCCGAGCGUUCAUCGUGGCGUUUUCCCGUUUCGGAUUCACAGCUAAUGAAGGAGCCAUAGGGCCGUGAGGCGUCCCAGCUGCAUGUAUGUGAACACCGAAUGUCGUCGAUGCUCAUUUCAAAAACGACAUUUUCCUCCUGAUUACAUCGAUUCUGUAGCAGAGAGGAUGUUUAACAUAAAAGCGUGGCCAAGAGGGUUAUUAUCCCGUGUGAAUAAUGCAGAGCACUUUCCCACACAAGAUCUGACAACAAAUUCUUCAAAAUCCUUACCAGGUUACUCACGUCGAAGGGUAGCCGUGCAGCUUUGUUUGUGUAAUUCAGAAAGCAAUGUUGGUGGGAAUUCUAUAUUUGCUGUGUGGCAAACAGUAUUUCCACAUCAGAGAAACGCCUGUCUCUCAGAGAACGAGUGGCUUAUACAUAAUGUCACGCCUCUGCUCACAAAAAAAGCUUUGAAAGGGUUUUUUUUU